Molecule: messenger RNA, 1125 nt
Organism: Drosophila kikkawai
Lineage: Eukaryota; Metazoa; Arthropoda; Insecta; Diptera; Drosophilidae
Source: RefSeq, a predicted model, not a curated record
CGUCAACUACCUAUAAGCAUUAGGGAUCUAGGCUUAGAUCCAACUCCAUCUUUCGCCACAAACAACCAAAAUUUUUUUUCUCCCAACCUUAACCUCGAAACCGUUUCAAAAUUAGCGUUUCGUCAUGUUUUUGGUUAAAAAUAUUUUGAUUAAAAAUUCGACACCACUGCGGCCCAAACUCCUGAUCAAUGAUGCAGCUCCAGCUGUACUCCGUCACACUCACUCCGAGUCAGAGCAUAAGAAGUGCUUCAAAUACCGGCCAAGCAAGACCAAAUCGGAGGCAUGCAGACCCGUACAAAAGCCAGUGCCCAAGUUUUACCGGCAGUUGGAGCCCUGCAGGACGGACAGACAGCUGGCGCUGCAGCAUCCAAAGGAUUUGGGUAAAUACGCCAGAUGCGAUAUCCCCUUCAAGCCAGAGUGCUUGGAUCCAUGCUUAAUGGCCGUCAGAUUGGACGACACCAUGUACAGACCCAGUGCCAGCUUGGAUCGAAAGUUCGAUCGAUACUGGGUCGAGUGCUCUAUCGGCAAGAAGAAGCGUUGCUGCCGCAAGGUCCCACCAGAGAGAUCCUAUCGUGUAUUGGGAAAGUGUGAUAAGAUAGAAAAGAAGGCGCCCUGUAAGACGCUUUAUCCCAUGCCCUGCAAAUUGGAGAAAACGGAUAACCGGUGUCCCAAAAUCCAGGUCUGCGGCUGUGGUCCCCUGCAUAACACUCAAGUCAACUGUCGGCUAGCCCCGCGCCAUAAAAGGUGUAGGCGCAGGCCGUGUCUGUACCCUAGCUUUUCCGAGUGCCAACACGAGGAGCUGACAGUCAGCCGGCCGAUCGAGUGCCGCUGCCUGCAAGUGCCCUCCAUGUGCGAUAUGUUCAGGUUCAGAGCGAUGAACAGGCGAAUGCCCUGCCAGAAGCUUGACACGGGCUUAGACGAAUGCAAAUAGGGAUCUCUGGCGGAGGUCGUCUGAGUUAUUGUGGUGAUUCAAUGGCAACCGGGAUGGUAUCUCUGCAUCUACUUCACAAACGGCGAAAGGGGAAAAAUCUAAAAUUUCAAAUUUCGGCAAGUGGCGACUUCGGAGAGAUUCGAGCUUGGAUUUCUUUUAAAGCAAAUCAUUAAAUACAUUAGUAUAUUCCUUAA